AACACGAAACUGAACCAUGUGACCGAUGACGGUUUGAAGACAAGGCGAAAUACUGCUUUACAUAAAACACUAAGUGGUAGCAAGUGCAGUCGAUGAUGUAGUUCAUACUUAAAGAAUAUAGUGUAGUUUUUCCGUCGCAUGGAACAUAUUAUUUGGUCUUAGGAUGUUACCUUUAAUUUUCAUUAGACUAAACCAUUUGUUGCUGCUUCAUUUAUGACAAGGUGAAGCGGAAGCAAUCGUCUGUGGUUCAUUCGUGAGGAACCAACCUGCUCGAUGAAACAGCCAAAUCAAUGUGAAUGUUGGACCUAAUGAAAUGGACCCAAGCUGAUGCCCAGUCCAAGUCCCGUUUUGCCCUCACUUGGCCCCACUGGUCACAGGUAGAGAUGGCAGUAUGUCUGGAUGUGCUGGCCAUUCCUGGAGUUGUGGUUGGAAGUUUUUUACUGCUGGUACUGAGCGGUAAUCCAGUGUGGGGGAAUUCUACCGCUCAAACAAACACUAAUAAUACAACUGAUGCAACUAACAUUGCUGCUAUUGUGGCCCCCACAGUCACCCUCGGUGUCCUGGUCAUCAUCUUGGCUGUUCUUGGCUGGCUUUUCUGUGUUGUGAAAAAGAAGAGACAGACUGAAGGGACAUAUAGACCCAGUGCUGAGGAACAGACUGGCACAUCCAGCGUGGCAGCACCAGAUGCACUAAAAUUACCAAAGGAGGAAAGACUCAUUUGAAACCUUGUGCUUUAUGCAACAUCCUGUAAUGACAUAAGCUGCAAACGUACGCAUGGCUGCCUUCUAUGGGACGAAGCUCCCUUGAGCUGAUGAAUAAAAUUAAAAUCUCUCAGGUAAGAGAGGACAGAUUGCUAAAUUGGAGGCACCAUAACAUGCAUUCACUCCUUCAUUUCAACAAGCACUGAAUAGUUUUCCUGCAUGGCUCGCACUCUGAAGAGAAGCAACUAGAUGCAUUUUCCAGUGGAUUUUAACAACCAUAGAACAGUAUAAGGAGGUUUUCAACAUUUAUUCUGCACAAGCGAAACAGGAACUGCUGUAUUUUAUCACUACUAAUAAUUAGAGAUGUUUGUUUUGUUUCUGUUACCUUAAUAUAUGACUUACCAUCUAUGAUUGUUGAUUUGACUCAGUUUAGCUAAAUCUGUAAUAGCCUAACAAUCUUUUACCUCACACCCAUUUGCCCUAAUGAGUCAAUUGCAUUUGAAACUGAGAAAUGUUUUUUUACCUAAUAAUGAAUGUAAUUAAACAUCUUCAUCUCUAGCAUCUUAUCACAGUGUAAAAACCUUUGGCUGUAGCAGAUAUUUACUAUUAAAAAUGAGUUUUUACUAAGAAACAUUGAAGCAAAAUCAAGCAAAUGUUUACACUUUUAAGUAUUCUUUAAGUAAUUAUACUAAUAUAAAGCCACAUUAUUUAAUAGUUUAUGUCAUCACUUUAAGCAUGCAACAUAUAAAUGCCUCAUAAUCAAGCAGAUAUGUUUUAUAUUGUCAUGGCAUAUUUAUUUAUGCUUUUUUUCCAACAAAUGAAAUGUUUGUAUAAUAGUUGUGCAAUUAAACUUUACAAAAUAUUUCAGUCCUUGUUGGGGGGGAUAUCAGCCUGUUCUAAUUUACAAGUAUUAAAAACACAUUAUGUUAUUAAAGGUAUGAUUGUAGAAUAUUCAGUGUACGCAGUCCUAGUCCAAGUAAGAAUGAAG
Molecule: messenger RNA, 1689 nt
Organism: Monopterus albus (swamp eel)
Lineage: Eukaryota; Metazoa; Chordata; Actinopteri; Synbranchiformes; Synbranchidae
Gene: crb3a
Product: crumbs homolog 3a
Exons: 4
Coding region: 297-722 (141 amino acids)
Source: RefSeq, a predicted model, not a curated record